Clupea harengus (Atlantic herring) is the source of this 3101-nucleotide messenger RNA. RefSeq names its product adenylosuccinate synthase, like (gene adss2l). Gene Ontology annotation, biological process: 'de novo' AMP biosynthetic process; IMP metabolic process. Gene Ontology annotation, cellular component: cytoplasm. NCBI's taxonomy places the organism in Eukaryota, Metazoa, Chordata, Actinopteri, Clupeiformes, Clupeidae. Gene Ontology annotation, molecular function: GTP binding; adenylosuccinate synthase activity. The record is from RefSeq and is a predicted model, not a curated record. The coding region runs from base 268 to 1488 and encodes 406 amino acids. The transcript has 12 exons.
CUUGGGCAAAAAGUGGUGCCAAUGUAGUUAGCUAGAAAACUAGGUUAAUUGUUAAAUAGCUAUGAUUAGCUUGCUAAAAAUGUCUAGCUAUGGUAAAAUAAGGUUAGCGACAGCUGAGAGAUUCUAACGUUAGUCCCCGGAUCAUCAUGGCUUGCAGUUUGUUGUGUUUUAAAGAAAUGGUGUUCACAAUGCAUUCUACGGGGGUGUACGUAGUGCACGGGAAGUCUAAUUAUUAGUCAUCACCAAGUUGGAGUAAGUCAUUUGUGCAUGGACCCCAGUCAAUGUCUUAUGUGCCGCCAGGGAGGUAAUAACGCUGGACACACUGUGGUGGUGGACUCGGUGGAGUACGACUUCCACCUGCUGCCCAGCGGAGUGCUGAACAAAAAGGCCUUGUCCUUUAUUGGCAACGGGGUUGUGAUACAUCUGCCUGGGUUGUUUGAUGAGGCUGAAAAGAACCUUCAGAAAGGAAAAGGACUUCAAGGAUGGGAGGAGAGGCUGAAGAUUUCUGAUCGUGCGCACCUGGUGUUCAACUUUCACCAAGCUGUUGAUGGAAUACAGGAGCAACAGAGACAACAGCAGGCCGGGAAAAAUUUGGGCACUACCAAAAAAGGCAUCGGCCCGGCAUACUCUUCUAAGGCUGCCCGUAAUGGACUGAGGGUGUGUGAUUUGGUGUCUGAUUUCUCAGUCUUCGAGGAGAAGUUCCGUGUUCUGGCAGGGCAUUUUCAGACAAUGUAUCCUAACCUCAACAUUGAUGUUGAUGCUGAACUACACCAGCUCAAGGAAUAUGCGGAGAGGCUGCGUGCCUUGGUGACUGAUGGAGUGUAUUUCAUGCACAAAGCCUUGAAUGGACCAAGUAAGAAGAUUCUCGUGGAGGGCGCUAAUGCCGCUCUCUUGGAUAUUGAUUUCGGAACCUACCCCUUUGUGACAUCAUCCAACUGUACAGUCGGAGGUGUGUGCACAGGGCUGGGAGUGCCACCUUCCCAUGUGGGUCGCGUUUACGGCGUAGUGAAGGCCUACACCACCAGGGUGGGAGUGGGAGCUUUCCCAACAGAGCAGGACAAUGACGUUGGCUCUCUGCUGCAGUCCCGGGGGAGGGAGUUUGGGGUCACCACCGGCAGACGGCGUCGCUGUGGCUGGCUGGACCUAGUUCUCGUCAGAUAUGCUCACAUGAUCAAUGGCUUCACCGCCAUUGCCCUGACCAAACUGGACAUCCUGGAUACUCUGACUGAGAUCAAAAUAGGUGUUGCGUACACCGUCGAUGGAAAAGACCUCCCCAGCUUCCCUGCGAAUAUGGAUGUGUUGACGCGGGUGUCGGUGAAGUACGAGACCCUGCCCGGCUGGGAAUGCAGCACUGAAGCGGUGCGCUGUUUUGACGACCUGCCUUCUCAAGCACAGGCCUACAUCCACUUCAUCGAGAACUUCCUACAAGUGCCAGUGAAAUGGGUUGGAGUCGGCAAGUCACGGGAAAGCAUGAUCAAACUGUUUUGAUCCCAUGUGGCACUCGGUAACUCAAGUGUGUAGAACUUGAGUUUUAUUUUGUGGAUCAAUGCAAAGAUUAUGUUAAAUAUUGGACUUAGAACCCACAUAAUGUCCCUGUCAAACAUCAACACCAGCAGCUGUAUGAGACCACAGGUUCGGUGUAACCUGACCCAUAUAACCUUUAAGUGGUUCACCAGACCAGUUGCCACAUACAUUCCAUACAUUUUUUUUAAUCAUAUAAAUUCUUCAGCACUUGAAGAAACUGACCAUGACUUGGUGUGAUUGAAUGUGGGCAUUCUGUUUCAACUGGGGAUUUGAAGGAGUCUUACUACUACUUGUCAUUUUUUUUUUUCUUCUUUUUCACACUGUUAAUGUCAUGAUUGUUUUGGGAAAGAACUUUGAUUUGUAGUGUGUUUUUAAUUUGAAGGUUGAUUAUUAAGUGAACAUCCUUGCAGCAUAACUGUAAAAAUGCUUUCAAUUAGUCAUUAUUUUCAUUCACUGACGUUUGUGCUGAACUUUGUGACCUCGAAAUGACUUGAUGUGGGUCCUUUGAUUAAUCUGCAGCAGUUUGACAUCCUCUAUGCAGCUAGCUAGCUAACAACAACACAGGCCAGCUGGAGCUCAAAGGUAUACCUCUAAGCAAUAGCCUGUUUGAACCCAGGGAGAUGAAAGUAUAUUGAAAUAUUAGACUAUUGUAAUAUCUCAAAUCUUCUACAUCUACCCAUGUAUAACCUUAAUUAUGAGUCCUCUGCUUACAGUAGGGGGGCAAAGUGCUGUGUAUCUGACUCUACGGAAACUGACAAAUCCAGACUAACCUGUCAUAUAAAAAGUACUUUCAUAAUGGGUGUUCACUUAUUGGUAAGGUGUGGCUUUCUGCAAAUAGCUCAAAUCAAAAGAGGAAGGGAAUAUGGCAAAAAAAAAAAAUAAUCGCUUAAUGACUAAGAACCACAAGCAAGUGUUCUAGGACUCUUAACUUUUCAGUCUGUCCCAAACAUGACUGAACUGUAUUUUAAAUAAAUAAUGUUAAAUUCUUAACUUUGAAAAGCCAUUCCAAAUAUACAUGUAACAUUCUAUCAGUAUCUCACUGAAUCAUUUUGUUGAAUCUUAAAACAUUCCUCUUAUUUUUCUUUGCCAUAUAAUUUAUAUUAUACCCCUGUAAAAAAAAAAAAAAAAGGUUGAAAUCGUAUACCCAAACACCUGCACUGUAGUCUAAUUAUCAACCAGUGCCACUAUGCAGUCAUGUGCUCUUGGUGCAAGGUACCCAUUGCAUUGAGACUGGGUGUUCAAGUUAAGAGUUAUAUAAUGAGAAUCUGUGUAAGGGCUUUCAUGGAUCUAACCUGUGAUUUGUUUCCUUUGAAAUUUCUAGUGAAUUAGUGUAAAUAAGGAACUGCAACAGCUGCUGAAUUAAAGGUUGUAGUCAGUGACAACGCUUAAAGAUAACGAUCCUUUUUUUUCGUGGAACGUUUUCUUUGAAUAGCAAAGAAUAAUGUCUUAAACACAAAUGACUACAAACCGAAAUUUGUAUGUUAAAAUCACCAAAGCUCACUGGCAUUUCUAUGCAUAUGUUAAAACGCUUUGAUUCAUUACCUGCUCUUUCAGAACAAUAAAAUGGCUGAGCUGCA